Molecule: messenger RNA, 2342 nt
Organism: Triticum dicoccoides
Lineage: Eukaryota; Viridiplantae; Streptophyta; Magnoliopsida; Poales; Poaceae
Product: probable receptor-like protein kinase At2g47060
Exons: 9
Coding region: 837-2066 (409 amino acids)
Biological process (GO): protein phosphorylation
Molecular function (GO): ATP binding; protein kinase activity
Source: RefSeq, a predicted model, not a curated record
UGAUCUCGUCCCUGGGCGGGCUUGCUUCGCGGGACGGGGGCUGGCUGCGCCCCUCUGGUUGUUCCGAGCUCCGAAUCUUGCCGGUUCCCCUUUCUUGCCGGUCGAUUUGCUCGUCUGGCUCCGAUUCGUCGCGGAAUUUGUGGCGUGCUAAGCUUGACUUCUUGCAGCAGUGGGAGAGGGAAAAGAAGAGGGCCUUGACUUCUUGUAUUACAGUAUUUUCUAGCUUUUCCCCUUCGUUUAGUGUGAAGAAGCAAGCUAGGGUUCUAAGUUCGUUAGUAAUCAGUUCUUGCGAGUGGUCAACUGCGAAUAUGUAUCUGGAGGGCAGCGGCUGCCUCUCGUCAGAAAUUAGUUCGAUUCUGUGUCUUCAAUGCUCAGUUUAUGGCGUGGCAUGAUGAAUCAGCGGUACAGCUGCAUGAUGUUUCGUCCGUAUAUAUAGGAAUUAACAUCCAGUGGAGUGUGAGAGCUAAUAAUAGUGACUGGUGUGGUUAUCCUUUUGAUCUGUUUUCUUUGGGGUGCAUCCCGAAUUAAUGUGCUGUGGGAAUUAGUUACAUGACUGGUUGAACUGUGGGCAAGAGUGAGUGAAGAACUGAGUUGGCGCGCCCGCCAGACCGCCAAGGUUGUUUGCGCGCUAUUUCCCUCGCGCAAUUUCAGUUUAAUUGCAUGCAAAUUUAGAAGUAGUUAUCGUUGAGCUCAAAGCUGUGGACCAGGCAGUAAUGUACUCCCACCCUCUCAUUUAUCAUAGCUACCUUGUGGCGGUUGCACUUGUUUACUAGCAAAAGGAAGCACAUAAUUUGCAAGUGUUCAUCUGGUGCGGUGGGCCAGCCACUGAUAGCUGGAUGAAUAAUCUAAGACGUUUCCAGCCACUAUGCGUCAUUGGGUCUGGAUCAAUGUGCUCCCUUGCUGCAUGUACCGUAGAAGAAUAUGCUGCACCUGCAAGCAGAUGCUUGGUUCCAGCCAGGACUUGUUCUCGGAAGAAUAUGUCUUGCUUUGGAUGCUGUGGUGAUGAAGAUACUCAAAGAGCACCAGACAACAGGAAUCAAUACCCAGGAAACCAUCCAGCAAGGAAUGAUGCAUAUCGCACUGCCGAUCCAACUCCCAAAGGUCCUCAACCUGUGAAAGUGCAACCCAUUGCAGUUCCCACCAUUCCUAUGGAUGAAAUUAGGGAGGUUACUAAGGGUUUUGGUGAUGAAGCUUUGAUUGGUGAGGGUUCCUUUGGCAGAGUAUAUUUUGGUACUCUAAGAAAUGGUAGAGGUGCAGCAAUCAAAAAGCUGGAUUCCAGUAAGCAGCCAGACCAAGAAUUGCUGGCACAGGUAUCUAUGGUAUCAAGGCUUAAGCAUGAAAAUGUUGUGGAGUUGCUUGGUUACUGUCUUGACGGGAACACCCGUGUCCUUGCUUAUGAGUUUGCCACUAUGGGCUCUCUUCAUGAUAUGCUUCAUGGAAGGAAAGGUGUUAAAGGGGCUCAGCCAGGUCCGGUCUUAUCAUGGAUACAACGGGUGAAGAUAGCUGUUGGUGCAGCGAAAGGCCUAGAGUAUCUUCAUGAGAAAGCACAGCCUCACGUCAUACACAGGGACAUCAAGUCCAGCAACGUUCUUCUCUUUGAUGAUGAUGUAGCUAAAAUAGCCGACUUCGAUUUGUCAAACCAAGCUCCUGACAUGGCAGCCCGGCUUCACUCAACUAGGGUUCUGGGAACAUUUGGAUACCAUGCACCUGAGUAUGCAAUGACUGGUCAACUUAGCUCUAAGAGCGAUGUGUACAGUUUUGGAGUUGUUCUUCUGGAGCUAUUGACUGGGAGGAAACCUGUCGACCAUACAUUACCGAGGGGGCAGCAGAGCCUUGUCACAUGGGCCACCCCAAGACUGAGUGAAGAUAAGGUUAGGCAAUGUGUUGACUCUAGACUUGGAGGGGACUAUCCUCCUAAGGCUGUUGCAAAGUUUGCAGCCGUCGCGGCAUUGUGCGUCCAAUAUGAAGCCGACUUCCGGCCAAACAUGAGCAUCGUCGUCAAGGCGCUCCAGCCCCUGCUGAAUGCGCGAGCAGCCCACCCCGGGGCUGAGCAUGCCGGACGCUAAGCACCACUCCGGCCUUUUGUAUGAUAUAAUAGAUAAGGAAAAAUGAGCAAUCAAUUGUUGUUCUUGCGGGGCGCGUGGCAGGCGGUUUUUGUACAUUUGUGAUUAUUCUUCCCAAGUUGUAACCCUCGAGAUUCUAGUACCAGAAAUAUUUGAUUCUUUGUAUCGGUUGCAAGGUCAGCAAGUAUCUAGUACCUAGAACACUUGUCAUCGGACAGAGAGAAAAAGGAAGAUAAUAAACACUGCUGCGUGAGCUUAUGCCAUUUGCUUCCAAGUCCA